This is a messenger RNA of Nannospalax galili (Upper Galilee mountains blind mole rat), 1605 nucleotides long. It is a transcript of the gene Plpp3, whose product is annotated as phospholipid phosphatase 3. The record is from RefSeq and is a predicted model, not a curated record. Gene Ontology annotation, molecular function: phosphatidate phosphatase activity. The transcript is spliced from 6 exons. Gene Ontology annotation, biological process: phospholipid dephosphorylation; canonical Wnt signaling pathway; phospholipid metabolic process. The coding region runs from base 478 to 1416 and encodes 312 amino acids. Lineage: Eukaryota; Metazoa; Chordata; Mammalia; Rodentia; Spalacidae.
ACAAACCGAGCGAUCGCAGCGGCAGCCCGGGCGGCAGCAGCAGCACCGGGAGGAGGGGCCGGAGGAGGAGGCUGAGCUGGAGCUGGGCCGGCGCUGCCGAGGGCUGCGGGGCGCAACGGAGCUGCAGGGCUCCGCGGGGCUCAUUCAUUAAGCAGCCAGCUGCGGAGGACGGCGACCAGACACCCGAGUGCCCACUCGCAGACUCCAGCGCGCACACGCACGCCAGCCCCGCGCGCCCCAGGCAGCACAACUUUGCAAAAGUUCCUGCCGGGAAUCUGGCUCUCUUCCCCGCGGACUUGCGAACAGUUUGGGGUUGAGAGGAAAGCAGACGCACCAGAGGGGAGGCUACCCGUCUGCAGCUGGGAAGCCGGCGGCCGGGCUGCACGGUUGCCGCCGCGUUCCAGCCCUCAGCGCCCGGGGACGUCUGAGUGUGUGGCUUGUCGUCGCGGGGCCGGAGGCUAGCCCGCAGCCAGCGCCAUGCAAAACUACAAGUACGACAAGGCGAUCGUCCCCGAGAGCAAGAACGGCGGCAGCCCGGCGCUCAACAACAACCCGAAGAAGGGCGGCGGCAAGCGCGUGCUGCUCGUCUGCCUCGACCUCUUCUGCCUGUUCAUGGCGGCCCUGCCCUUCCUCAUCAUCGAGACAAGCACCAUUAAGCCUUACCGCCGAGGGUUUUACUGCAAUGAUGAGAGCAUCAAGUACCCCCUGAAAGUCAGCGAGACAAUAAAUGAUGCCGUGCUCUGUGCAGUGGGGAUCGUCAUCGCCAUCUUGGCGAUCAUCACAGGGGAAUUCUACCGGAUCUAUUACCUGAAGGAGAAGUCCCGGUCCACCAUUCAGAACCCCUAUGUAGCCGCUCUCUAUAAGCAAGUGGGCUGCUUUCUCUUCGGCUGUGCUAUCAGCCAGUCCUUCACGGACAUUGCUAAAGUGUCCAUUGGGCGCCUGCGGCCUCACUUCCUCAGUGUCUGCAACCCUGAUUUUAGUCAGAUCAACUGCUCUGAAGGCUACAUUCAGAACUACAGGUGCAGAGGCGAAGACAGCAAAGUCCAGGAGGCCAGGAAGUCCUUCUUCUCUGGCCAUGCCUCCUUCUCAAUGUUCUCUAUGCUGUAUCUGGUGCUAUACCUGCAGGCCCGCUUCACCUGGAGAGGGGCCCGCCUGCUCCGGCCCCUCCUGCAGUUCACCUUGCUCAUGAUGGCCUUCUAUACGGGACUGUCACGUGUAUCUGACCACAAGCACCAUCCUGGUGAUGUCCUGGCUGGAUUUGUUCAGGGAGCCCUGGUAGCCUGCUGCAUAGUGUUCUUCGUGUCUGACCUCUUCAAGACUAAGACAACCCUCUCGCUGCCUUCCCCUGCUAUCAGGAAGGAGAUCCUGUCACCUGUGGACAUUAUCGACAGGAACAAUCACCACAACAUGGUGUAGGUGCUGCCGGCGGCCGAGCUGUUUUUCUGGAAUGACCGCUGACAGCAUGCCCUGCUGCUCUCCAAUCUCAUCAGACAGUAGAAUGUAGGGAAAAGCUUUUUGCCCAACUGAUUUUGAAAACAUUUAAAGAAAAAAAAAAAGUCUUACCUUGUGGCUUUCCAAAAUAGGUAGUGUUUGAGUGUGUGGAGA